Messenger RNA from Rattus norvegicus (Norway rat), 5055 nucleotides. It is a transcript of the gene Xk, whose product is annotated as X-linked Kx blood group antigen, Kell and VPS13A binding protein. NCBI's taxonomy places the organism in Eukaryota, Metazoa, Chordata, Mammalia, Rodentia, Muridae. Gene Ontology annotation, cellular component: endoplasmic reticulum membrane; membrane; plasma membrane. The record is from RefSeq and is marked validated.
CGCUGCCCGCCCCACCCCCUGUUUCGGUUGCCCCCAGGCCCGGCUCCUGCGAGCGCCGGGGCCCGCGUGCCCUCAGCGGGCUGUGCUGCGCGCGAGCCGCUCGGGGCUGGGCAUGCUGGGAGCCGCUCUGGAAACCGCCACUGCCGCCGCCGCCGCCGCCACCACCCGCCGCCACCCGCGGUGCGAGUCCCUGAGGCGCGGAGAUGAAAUUCCCGGCCUCAGUGUUAGCGUCCGUGUUCCUGUUCGUGGCCGAGACAAUGGCCGCGCUCUACCUGAGCAGCACCUACCGCUCUGCCGGGGACCGCAUGUGGCAGGCGCUGACGCUGUUCUUCUCCUUGAUGCCCUGCACCCUGGUGCAGCUCACGCUCCUCUUCGUCCACCGCGACCUCAGCCGCGAUCGCCCACUGGUGUUGCUUAUGCACCUGCUCCAGCUGGGGCCCCUGUACAGGUGUUGUGAAGUCUUUUGUAUCUACUGUCAGUCUGACCAGAAUGAAGAACCUUAUGUGAGCAUCACUAAGAAACGACAGAUGCCAAAAGAUGGCCUUUCAGAAGAGGUCGAGAAAGAGGUUGGCCAGUCAGAAGGCAAGCUGUUUACCCACCGUUCUGCAUUCAGUCGGGCAUCAGUGAUACAGGCUUUCCUAGGUUCUGCCCCGCAACUGACCCUACAACUGUAUAUAACUGUCUUGGAACAGAACAUUACUACUGGAAGAUGCGUCAUCAUGGUCUUGUCCCUGCUGUCUAUCGUCUACGGUGCCUUACGUUGCAACAUCUUAGCCAUCAAAAUCAAGUAUGAUGAGUACGAGGUCAAAGUCAAACCCCUGGCCUAUGUCUGUAUCUUCCUCUGGAGAAGCUUUGAGAUUGCCACUCGGGUCAUCGUCCUGGUCCUCUUUACCUCUGUCCUGAAGAUCUGGGUGGUGGUGGUCAUACUUGUCAACUUCUUCAGCUUCUUCUUGUACCCGUGGAUCCUUUUCUGGAACAGUGGCUCCCCAUUCCCUGAGAACAUAGAGAAGGCCCUAACUAGGGUAGGUACCACCAUCGUGCUCGGUUUCCUCACUUUACUCUACGCCGGUAUCAACAUGUUCUGCUGGUCAGCCGUACAGCUGAAAAUCGACAAUCCAGAACUCAUCAGCAAGUCCCAGAAUUGGUACCGGCUGCUGAUUUACUACAUGAUGAGAUUCGUCGAGAAUUCUGUCCUCCUGCUCCUGUGGUAUUUUUUUAAAACUGACAUAUACAUGUAUGUGUGUGCACCGCUGUUGAUUUUGCAGCUGCUCAUUGGGUACUGCACCAGCAUUCUUUUCAUGCUUGUGUUCUAUCAGUUUUUCCACCCUUGCAAAAAGCUCUUUUCUUCUAGUGUUUCUGAAAGCUUUAGCGCAUGUCUCAGGUGUGUCUGUUGGUCCUCCGCGAGGAGAAAAUCCACUGAGCCAGUAGGAAGGAUAGACACAGACUUAAAGGCAUGCACAGAUCAAGGUGCACAGCCUUCUACCAGUAAACUAACUCCCGAGGCCACUGAGAUUUGGACCGCUGUGGACCUGUGCUCCACUUAAUGGAACCUGAGGAUUCUUACAAGGAAUGAAACUUCAUACACGUCACUAGCCCUGCACAGGCACUAAGGCAGGGAGUUAGCUCUUAGCUCUUAGUUCUCUGUGAGCUGCUCCCUUUUAUGAAGCUCUUGGAUUUGAAGCAGCUUUGGGAACACUAGGGAAGCCUACUACCCCACAGUUUGUUUCACACUUGACUCUGUUAUGUCCUCACUGGCCUCGCUGGCCAUUUCAUUGAUUGACACAGUUUCCCUGACGUUUCAAGUUGAGCUGGUCCUAUUCAUCAGGUAGAAUGAGGAGAAAUGCUUGUUUUCUAGCUUUCUAGCCUGUUGUCUCAGUAGCCUGAUGCUUUACUACUACUGAAUAUAGCUUUACAUAGAAGUCCCCAUGAUGCGUGGACUAGGUUACUAGGGAUUUUACAACUCUGUUCCAAUUACAAGUUACAGGAGAGCUAUUUAAGUUUGUUUUAUCAGUAUGUUCAUUUUCACCCCAUUAAGACUUUUAUACACAACCAACUGUAGCCACUCUGGCAUGCAAUGUGCAUUUUGCUUCAAACCCUAGAUUUGGGGACUUUAUUUCCUAGGAUCCAUUGAUCCAGUUACUUAGGAAAGCCAUGUUUCAUUCCACGUGCUGAAGAAAGUAGUGAUGAGGAUGGAUUGUUAGAACAUCAAAAUGACAGAAGCUUAUACAAAUAUCCAAAUGUUUAAAGAUAGGAAUUGGUUAGAAGGUAGGCUCAAUUCACCUCAUAACUCAGUCUUGUCCUAUAAUUCUGCAAAAUUUCUAGUAGAAUUUUCUAAAAUUAAUAUUUUAAGAAAGAAAAAAAUAAAACUAAUAGUCUUCAUACCUAUCUCCCCCUUCCUCACUUGUCAGGAAAGUUUUAAACAAGGCUUACCUCAGUUCAUUUGCUGUUGUUUCUAGAAAGCCCUAUUGAAAUCUUCUCCCUGAUGCAAGUGUAUAGGACAGUUUACUUUUCAUGAUUUUAAGAAAAAGAAGUGUUUUCCUCACUACCACCCUUAGUUAGAAAUGUUGACCUUAGAAACUUUCUAAAUUAUAGAAAGUAAUGAAAUGAUCAGAAGUUUUUGUUCCUCAUAAAAUCCAUUUUGACUUGAUUUGAGUUCAUUUUACUGAGAUCUUAGUUUUGUCCUCCACACCAUUUCAUCUAAUGAAUAAUUUUUCUCUGAUCUAUUUAUUUUAAUUUAAAAUGGUUGGAUAGAAUAUUGUCAAUAGUCUGACGAAAGUGCCAGCAACCAGUGCUACGAUUUCUACCACUAAAUGUAGAUAGAUGGUAAAAUGUCUAGAAAGAAGUGACCAUAAAAUCCGCACCAACUUAACAUGAGAAUUGUACCAUAAUUUAGUACAUUUUCAAAGGCAACAUUAUUUGUGAUUCUAUGGGAUAGAAUAGAUAUUUAAUUUUCUGGCCACAUAAAUUCAUAAAACACAUUCAUCUGACCAUCAUACUCAUAGUUUCUUUUUUAAAACUCUUUUUGGUAUCAAAUUGAUGAGUGAUUUCAUAAACAAAUGGAAAUUCAGUUUGGCAAAUGUUUUACUAUACUAGAGGUUUCAUAAAAUAAUGACUAUUCUUUGAUGUGUCAUUCCCACUAUUAAUCUUUAUAUCAUUUUGUAUUCACACACUUAGUAAGGUUCUGAACCUUAGAGCGUCCAUUUGCCUUUCCUGAGGUGUUUGCUCUCAUUUGUAAUUCUUCUGGCUUGUCAGGAUUUGUGGUUUACUUGUAUGAGAAUGCAUAGGCAGUACAUCCUUCUUGACCACUUUUAACAUAGAAAAGUCAAAUAGGUGUUUGUCUCUGUUUUCUGUUGACCUGUGUAUCACCUUUCCUGUUUUUAAUAGCUCUAGAUACAGUGUACAUCAUCAGAAUGAUACUUUAUAUGACAGAUACUUCUUUGUAGUUUCCUUGCUCACAGGUAUAAACCUGUUGAGCAUGUGUAACAAGUCCAGGGAAAACAAGCUUAAGAAGCUAAAGCACUCCUGUUUUGCGUAUUUCCUAGUUUAAGGAGUCCACAAUGAUUGCAAGAGUAGGAAGAGCCUUCCCAGGCCAUUCCAAAGUGUUUUCCUCUAUGAAUUCAUUUUCUAAUGUUUACAGACACUAGGUCUUUUCAGUCUUUAAUGUGAAGGACAUCCUCUCCUUGAAGCUUUCCGGUGACUGAAGGUAGAGUAGUAUGCAUUUCCAAUUUCAAGUCAUGCCUUGAAAGUGAGACUAGCAUCACUUUGACACUUCCUGGGCAAGUUCAGAAUUAGACAAGGGUAAGGACACUUGUAUGUUUCUGGCCUUGCUUUAGAAGCAUGACUCAAAAAUACUUUGAAACUCUUAGUUUUCAAAUAUAUUGUAAGCCCUUUUACCUUAGACAGUUGGGAAGCAUCUCGAAUGACCUCAAACCCAAGUAGCAGUGCUAAGCAAACUAUCAGACACCAAAGGUCACACUUUAUAAAGACAGGUGGUUUUUUUUAACUUUUUAUUUUUAGCUAAUUAGAUAUUAUUUCAGUCUCUUGGCAUGUAGGCAUUUUCCUUGUGUUGUCCCACAAGCUUACUUAAUUAUUCUAUGCCUCAGUUUCCUAACAUAUGAAAUUUACAUGAUACACUGUUCCAACUUACCUCACAAACUCGUUGGAAAUAUUUCAUUAAAUAAUACACACAAAAAUAUUUCAAAAUACCAUAAAAAGUUAUUAUAUUCUUCAAGUCCAUAAACUGGUUAUUGUUUUUUUGUUUUGUUUUGUUUUCUGGACUGAAAUGACGUAAGUAGUUUCAUCCACAUCCUAUCUUCAGGGAACAUACUGGUCUUUGGUCUUCUCUGCAGUUGCCCACUCUUACCAUCAGUUGAUUACAACAUUUAGCAGGGCGUGCAUGAUGGCUCAGUGGGGGAAGGUUUGUGCCACCAAACCCAACAACCCAAGUUCCACCCUUGGGGCCUAUCUGGUGGAAGGAAACAGUUCCCACAGCUCUCUGAUUUCCAAAAGCAUACGACGGUGUGCGUGUACACACAGAUGCACAGAACACACACACACACACACACACACACACAUGCGCGCACACACACACACACACACACACACACACACACACACACACACACUCACACUCACUCACAAAACAAAGACUUUAGAAAUAGCCUCUAAGCCCUUAGCACUUACUUGGUGGGAAAAAAAGACCAGUGGAUCUCAGCAAGUGCUUCUGGUAGCAAAUAAGUUUAUUGUCUUGAUAUUAUCUUUUAUAAAGAAUGUAGCAGCAUCUUUUGAUGAUUGUACAUUACAACUUAAAUGGCCGAUUUGAAGCAUUAAUUAAAUGUGAAUGUAAUCUGUUCAAUUUUGUAAACGGGGAAAUAAGCGUAGUAUUGAUUGUCUUGCAAACACAGCAUUUCCUUGGGAUCUAUCUUACAUUAGUAUGGUCGUAUGUGCCAGUGCAUCUCAGCCAGUGGCUUGUGGGCACUUUUGUGGACUGCUUCUUGGAGUCAUUGACUCAAAUGUUGUUUAUGUUUCUUCAUAUAAUAAAUUAAUUUUUUUCAA